AUGUCGUCUCGUGUUCCGCUCCUCACGAACGACCAAGAACACGAUAUCGAGAAUGUGCCUCAAAAUGAAUAUUCUUCAUCGUGCCAUAAUGAGCACGGAGACAACGACACAUACACACCCAAGACUCAAUAUUUCUCGACAGCAUUUCGAUUACUGAUGCACGCCCUGGCCUUCUGGGGCAUCGUAUCGUUGGGCCUUCGAGUUUCCAAGGCUCUGCAGCCAAGCACCUCGGUCGAAUACUCACCACACAUGUCUAAUUCGCACAAAGCUAUUAGUAGGAUUGAUGGGUAUCAUCCUGAAACUCUUCCACCACUUCUUAACCUGUGCGACUGUGGUGACUCCAUUCGGGAGGCUAUCUCACGGAAUUGUACAUACGACACACUUGCCACAGCCUGGCUUCCGCCAUAUUGUCGAGACGAAGAACUCACAGCUGAGUUUGAUAAAGCUGGGCCUGGGCCUGAUGGUGCUUGGGCAUAUUUUGCCGAUCAAGAAGGCAAAGUCCCACUGAAUAGGAGCGAAGUUGCAGCCUUAGGUGAUAAAGGCGGUUCGUUUUGGGCAUCGCGGGAUUGGCAUAUUGUUCAUUGCCUCUUCUACUGGCAAAAAUACCAUCGUAUGCGAUAUACCAAGAUCAUCAUGGAGGAACGGUUUGACAGUCUGCAUCAUGUCCAGCAUUGUGUGCGCCUAAUACGCAAUCCAACGCCAGAUCACUUUUUCCUCAUCGAGGUUCCGGUGACCAUGAAUUCGAGCAAAGAUGCCUGA
Molecule: messenger RNA, 759 nt
Organism: Trichoderma breve
Lineage: Eukaryota; Fungi; Ascomycota; Sordariomycetes; Hypocreales; Hypocreaceae
Exons: 1
Coding region: 1-759 (252 amino acids)
Source: RefSeq, a predicted model, not a curated record